Cicer arietinum (chickpea) is the source of this 1938-nucleotide messenger RNA. RefSeq names its product cytochrome P450 78A5-like. Lineage: Eukaryota; Viridiplantae; Streptophyta; Magnoliopsida; Fabales; Fabaceae. Gene Ontology annotation, molecular function: iron ion binding; heme binding; oxidoreductase activity, acting on paired donors, with incorporation or reduction of molecular oxygen. The record is from RefSeq and is a predicted model, not a curated record.
ACAUGUCCAUCAAUAAUAAUUUAAUUCCAUUCUCACUAUCUUCAACCAUUAAUUUCUCUUCCUCCUACAUAAUUUAACUAAAAAAAACACCCCAAAUAUGAAACUCACGGCAACAUUCUUUUCUCUUCUAAUCCCAACACUUGUUUUUCAUGUUCUUAGAUCGAUAUUUCAAACCACCUUCUCUUGUUACUCUUUGCCACUAAUUAUUAAUACUCUAUUUAUCUCCACACUCCUCCUCACUAUUUCCCUUAAUUACUGGCUUGUCCCUGGUGGCUUUGCAUGGAGAGACUAUAAACAAAGCACAAAACUCAUUGGGCCAAUGGGCUGGCCCAUAUUAGGAACUUUACCUCAAAUGGGCUUUUCGGCUCAUACAAAACUCGCUUCCUUAGCCACUUGUUUGAAAGCCAAGAAGUUAAUGGCGCUAAGCCUAGGAGCCACACGCGUUGUUAUAAGUAGCCACCCCGAAACAACAAGAGAAAUUCUAUUCGGACAGCCAUUUUCUGACCGUCCGAUCAAAGAAUCAGCACGCUCGCUUAUGUUCGAGCGUGCCAUUGGUUUUGCUCCUUCGGGAAGUUAUUGGCGAAAACUAAGAAGGAUCGCAGCCUUUCAUAUGUUCUCUCCGAGAAGAAUUCUCGGUUUGGAGAGUCUUCGGCAACGCGUCGCCGAUGAAAUGGUGGUGAGAGUUUGGAAGGAGAUGGAGGAGAAUGGGGCGGUGGAAAUUCGAGGGAUAUUACAAGAAGGGUCUUUUAGCAAUAUUUUGGAAAGUGUGUUUGGUAAUUGUUUGAGUUUAGGAGGAAGUGAGGAGUUGGGAAAUAUGGUUAAGGAAGGGUAUGAGUUAAUUGCUAUGUUUAAUUUGGAAGAUUAUUUUCCUUUGAAAUUUUUAGACUUUUAUGGUGUGAAAAGAAGGUGUCAUAAAUUGGCAGCUAAGGUUAGUAGUAUUGUUGGUCAAAUUGUGGAAGAACGAAAAAGAGCUCAAGAGUUGUUUGUUGAGGAUUAUGAUUUUCUUAGCACUUUGUUAUCUUUACCCAACGAGGAAAGGUUAGGUGAUUCUGAUAUGGUUGCUAUUUUGUGGGAAAUGAUAUUUAGAGGAACAGAUACAGUUGCUAUACUCCUAGAAUGGACAAUGGCAAGGAUGGUAUUACACCAAGACAUACAAACAAAAGCCCGACAAGAGAUUGACACGUGCAUUGCCCAAAACAGUCACGUGCGAGACUCAGAUAUUCCUAAUCUCCCUUACCUUCAAUCCAUAGUAAAGGAAGUACUUCGGCUACAUCCACCAGGCCCAUUGCUAUCUUGGGCCCGGCUUGCAGUCCAUGAUGUUCAUGUAGAUAAAGUCCUUGUGCCAGCUGGCACAACUGCAAUGGUUAACAUGUGGGCCAUAUCUCACGACUCAUCUAUUUGGGAAGACCCAUGGGCUUUUAAGCCUGAACGGUUUUUGAAAGAAGAUGUUUCUAUUAUGGGCUCAGAUUUGAGGCUUGCACCUUUCGGUGCAGGCCGUAGGGUGUGUCCGGGAAGAGCUUUGGGCUUAGCCAUAGUCCAUCUCUGGCUCGCACAACUUCUCCACAAAUUUAAAUGGUUUCCAGCACAACCUGUGGAUCUUUCAGAAAACCUUAAUCUUUCUCUUGAAAUGAAGAAUCAUCUUCAAUGUUUAGUAGUUCCUCGUAACCAUGUGAAUUAAGCAAUCAAUAAUAUGGAUUUGUCAUCAAUGAACUAAUGUAUCAAGAUAAAUAUUAAAAGUAUAGUGCAUUAAUAUUUGGUUGUUUGAUUAAUGAAACUUGUCCUUGUAUAUCAUGUUUUUAAAGGGUAUAAUAUAUCAAGUUAUUGAUAUAAUAAGUAGUGAGUUUACUAGAGAGAGUGGAUGAUGCCUCUUCCAAAUUGUAAGAUGUAGUUAUUAAUGUAUUUGUAAAAUAUUGUGGUGAAGUUGCUUUCUCAUAUGCA